Messenger RNA from Asterias rubens (European starfish), 2532 nucleotides. RefSeq names its product constitutive coactivator of peroxisome proliferator-activated receptor gamma-like. Lineage: Eukaryota; Metazoa; Echinodermata; Asteroidea; Forcipulatida; Asteriidae. The coding region runs from base 116 to 2023 and encodes 635 amino acids. The record is from RefSeq and is a predicted model, not a curated record. Gene Ontology annotation, cellular component: nucleus. The transcript has 5 exons.
AAACACACCAUCUGAACUCUGAGCAUGAUUCGAAAUAAGCCUUACUGGAUCUCAGUUUUCAAAAGAGUGAUGAGCAACAGAAUUGCAAACUCCAUCAAAAGUUCACUUCAAAAUUAUGGGAGUUGGAGGCUUACAGAGCUACGUUGAGAGGUGGUGCCCAGGUGGCUUAAUUGAUGUAGACCUCAAAGCACUAGCUAAGGAGUUUCAGAAAUGUAAAGGCAAGACUCCAGUUCUUGUUGUAGAUGCUAUGGGACUUUACUGUAAACUUUACACACCCUUCAUGCCAUGGGUUUUUGGUGGUCAGUGGGCUGAGUUCAUUGAAGAGGUACGAUGCUUAUUAGAUACCUUCAAAAGAGCUGAAAUCAAUCUGGUGUUCAUUUUUGAUGGUGUUGUGGAAAAAGCUAAGUAUCCUGUGUGGAUUGAGAGAAGAAAUGAUGAACGUGAGAAAAUGUCUAAGAUGUUUAAAUUUAUCAGAGAGACUGAGAACGCUAGACAUCCUGGUCCUAAUUUUUAUCACGCUCCUCCAGGCUUGGGCAGAUAUUUACGCGUAGCACUCAAGACUCUUGGUGCGACUGUCUACAACUCACUCAUCGAUGGAGACGCAGCAGUUUUUGACUACUACAAGAAGACGGGGGCAUUCGGUGUGCUUGGCCAAGAUUCUGACUUUCUUAUUUAUGAUAUCCAGAACUAUUUCUCCUUGAACACUCUGAGGUUCAAGAGGAACCUCGAGGUGAAGAUGUACGACAGAUUGAGACUAUGCGACGAGCUCGGGUUGCAUCCAGUCCACCUUACCCUCGUCGCUUGUCUGAUGGGCAAUGAUUUGAUUCCACAGAAGGAGUUGUUGCCCUUCCAUUGUGAGAUCACAAAUACACCCGUCGAGCAGGGACGAACGCCACGAUAUUCCGAUCUGGUACCAGCUUUGGCAAAAUAUCUGUCAGGCUGGAACAUCAGAGUUUUAACCCCUGAAGUUAUCGUGGAGCUAGAGAAACACGUGUUUCGAGAGCAACCCUCCAUGUGGGGUUUAAUGGACCACGUAGUGCGCCGUUACACAUGCACUGUCGUUGAAGAAGAGUUACAGUGCCUUAUUGACCCCGAAUUGUUCAAGGUUUUAAGGGAGAAGCAUGUGAAAUGUGAACUGUGGACGAGCGUCUUAAAAGUCCUUGCUACGCAUUCCUUAAUGAUCAGCACAAACAUUGAAGACUACAAUAACGAGAUCAUGCCGACUUGCGGGUUGGUGUAUAAGCCGCUUCGGAAACGUGUAUUUGGGCUUCUCCUAGGUGUAGGGGUUCAAGUUCACAGAGACGAAGUUGCUGGUCCCAAAGCUGUAGAACCUCUGGGUAGGUCUAAAUCAAGUUUGGUGGUUGGCGUCAAUGCAGUGAAGGAAUGGUGUCCAUCCACUCAUCACUGCAUGGCAUUGGAACCUGAGAUAGUUGAAGCUGAACCACUAGAUAUGCCAGGGGGCACGCCAACAAUGGAGGACCUAUGGCUGGCGCCAAACAUGGGGCCAUUGAAGUUGCAUGCUUUUCUGACCUGCAUGCACUGUCAGAUGGAGCCUGGUCUGGUGUCUAGCCUCCCUCCACACUAUCUCCCCAUAUGCUUGGUGCUACACUACCUUCUUAAUGAAGCCACGCCUAGGUUCCUGCAAGAGAGUGACGUGGAUGCUUUUCUAGCCCAGGUCGUCUACUCCCCAAGGGAUCAUGCAGUGUUUAAGAGUUUGAAAGUUCCACGAGUUGAUCCAAGAGGUGUACAGCUUGCAACACUGUUCGUGAAUGGCAUAGGAAUGAUAGAGAAAACCAACAGUGCCUGUAAUUUCCCUUUAAAGGUUAGUAACAUCCUGCCGUGGAGGCUCUUCGAUGGGAAGCUGUUCCAGGUGAAGUACUUGAUGAGCCAAGAAGGCAAGACCAUUCAGGAACUGUGUGACGGAAAUGAGUCAUCAGUUCAAGAAGUCAUGAAGAUGAAGGAGUGCAUUUAUUCCAAGAGCUCCUCAGCCCAACGGAAUAGAUAUUACGUAAGUUUGAAAUAACUUUCAUCAGAAGUUCACGAAAGUAACAGAGGAAUUCCCAGGGGUGAAUUUUUUGUGGAAGCUGACACAAAUCUGCUUCAGCACAGGAAAUAAAAGCGUAGCUCACAAGCUAGUUGUAUUUAUCCACAAUUACUGGUUAGUGGUACCCUGUGUCGGUACAAACAAAACAUCUUGACAAACGAAGUGUUAAAAUUGAUUUGUUUAUUCAUUUAUUCAUAUUACUUUUAAAAAAACAAUGUGUCUGAAAAAAUACAGUUGUUUUUAAGGCAGGCUCACUGUUCUUCUAAGGUGGGUGGGCAGGACUUUUUCAGUCUUUUCUCUGCCUUUAAACACAACAAUACUUGUACUUAUCUUGGUUUCAACUCUAGAUACUUUUGUGCAAUUUGUUCUCUCUCUACACUGUUGAUUUGCCUGAAACAGAGGCCGUCUCCUUACGGCCAUUGGACACUUUCGGAACAGAAAACAAAUUUGAAAGUUCACAGAUUUACAAAUAACUUACAGGGUUUACA